Messenger RNA from Oncorhynchus keta (chum salmon), 4671 nucleotides. It is a transcript of the gene mfn1a, whose product is annotated as mitofusin 1a. The record is from RefSeq and is a predicted model, not a curated record. Gene Ontology annotation, biological process: mitochondrial fusion; mitochondrion localization. NCBI's taxonomy places the organism in Eukaryota, Metazoa, Chordata, Actinopteri, Salmoniformes, Salmonidae. Gene Ontology annotation, molecular function: GTP binding; GTPase activity. The transcript is spliced from 18 exons. The coding region runs from base 311 to 2509 and encodes 732 amino acids. Gene Ontology annotation, cellular component: mitochondrial outer membrane.
ACAGAAAGCAGGUAGACCCAGGUUGUAUGAUGGAGAGUAAGAGGAAGAGGGUAGAGGUGAAAUAGAUUGCGUAUGAAGAAUAGAAAGAAGUGGAAAUGAGAGUGUAUAAACAGAUGAUAUAAUGGAGCCAAAAAAAUGUAAUUGGGCAAACCAGGAGUAUUUGAUCAUUUAGGGAGAGGAAGUGUUGUCAAUUCUUGUCCUGCAACUACGCUCUUCAACACGUUCGAAUAGCAUUGAUUGGGAAGCAAAUGAAUCCAGAACCUCUGAAGAUUUCUCUCACUGCACCUUUCCCCUAGCCAAGGAAGUUGAAAUGGACCCGGGGGGCCCAUCGCCCCUCAUGCAUUUUGUGGUGGCGAAGAAGACGAUCAACGGUAUAUUUGAUCAGUUGCUGGAGUACGUCAAAGAGGGCUCAGAGUUUGUGGACGAGACAUGGCGAAGUGCGGAUCUGGAGCAGGUCGCAGUUGAGGAGCAGUGCCUUGAAAUCCAGACCUGUGCUAGGAAACUGGCCACCAUUCGGGAGGUGCUGGCGCGUAGGCACAUGAAGGUAGCCUUUUUUGGGAGGACGAGUAACGGUAAAAGCACGGUGAUCAAUGCCAUGCUGAGGGACCGGGUGCUGCCCAGCGGCAUUGGCCACACCACCAACUGCUUUUUGAGGGUGGAAGGGACAGACGGGGACGAUGCCUACCUCACCACCGAGGGCUCUGAUGACAGAAAAAGCGUCAAGUCAGUCAAUCAGCUGGCCCAUGCCCUGCAUAUGGAGCGCAGUCUAGACUCAGGCUGCCUAGUGAAGGUGUUCUGGCCCAAGUCCAGGUGUGCCCUGCUGAGGGAUGACCUCGUUAUUAUGGACAGCCCAGGGACUGAUGUGACCUCUUACCUGGACAGCUGGAUCGACAAGUUCUGUCUGGAUGCUGACGUCUUUGUGUUGGUGGGCAAUGCAGAGUCCACACUGAUGAACACAGAGAAGCUGUUUUUCCACAAAGUGAGCGAGCGAAUAUCCAAGCCAAACAUUUUUAUCCUGCACAACCGCUGGGAUGCCUCUGCGUGGGAGCCCGAGUACAUUGAUGAACUCCCUCAGGUGCGUAAGCAGCACAUGGACCGCUGUGUGAGUUUCCUGGUGGAGGAGCUGAGGGUGCUGAGACAAGAGGAGGCUCCAGGCCGGAUAUUCUUUGUGUCGGCCAAGGAGGUGCUCAGCUCCAGGAUGCACUGUGCCCAGGGCAUGCCCGAGACAGGUGGCGCUUUAGCAGAGGGAUUCCACGAGAGACUGAGGGAGUUCCAGAGAUUCGAGAGGACUUUUGAGGAGUUCAUCUCACACUCUGCGGUCAAGACCAAGUUUGAGCAGCACACGCUCAGGGCGUGGCAGAUCACAGAAGCAAUCAAAGCAGUCAUGGACGCCAUAAAUAUCGCAUCCGCCGAAAGGAAGAUAUUUUCCCUGGAGGACCGAGAGGACCAGAAGGACCGUCUAGAGUUUGUCAGAGGCCAACUUAACUGCCUGACCGAGAACGUCAAAGAGAAGAUCAACGCCAUAACAGAUGAGGUGGUGGCCAAGGUGACCGUUGCCAUGGCGGAGCAGAUUCGUGGUCUCCCAGCGCAGGUUGACGAGUUCAGCGCUGACUUUACACCACAUGCAUUGCCAAUCUACAAAGCAAAGCUUAUGAUGCAUGUGGAAGAGAGGAUGAGUGCAUGUUUGGCCUUUCGUUGUUCCACUGGGAUCAUUGGCCACAUGCAGUCAUGCCAGAAAAACAUGAUUGAGAAUAUUACACCUCUGCUGCCCCCUGAUGUCCAGGAGCAGUUCCACAUUCACCUACCCAGCAGGAAGUUUGUCCUUACCUACGACCUUAACCUGGCCACCCUCUGCGCCGACUUCCAGGAGAACAUCGACUUCCAGUUCUCUCUCGGCUGGACUGCCCUUGUCAGACGAUUCAUUGGGCCGAGCAAUGCCAAACGUGCCCUGACGGACAUGAACCAGAAGUUUCAGAAUACCUCUCCUACUGCACUCCAGGCACAUGGUGGAACCAGCCUACAGGACCACAUGGUCCUUUCAAUGGCAACAGGUGUUGUGUCACUCACCUCCAGAGCCUCCAUGACUGUGCUUGUCAUUGGCGGAGUGGUGUGGCGCUCAGUGGGCUGGAGACUCGUCGCCCUCUCCGCAACACUUUAUGGCCUGCUCUACCUGUACGAGAAGCUGACGUGGACCAACGCCUCCAGGGAAAGGGCUCUGAAGCAGCAGUUUGUGGAGUUCGCCAUCCACCGACUUCGGGCCAUCAUCCCCUUCACCAGUGGGAGCUGCAGCCAGCAGGUUCACCAGGAGUUGGCAACGACCUUUGCCCGUCUGUGCCAGCGGGUUGACCUGAGCGAGGUGGAGCUGGAGGGGCACAUUCGACUGCUGAGUGGCAGGAUCCAGAGACUGGAGAACGUCCAGCGCCGCUCAAAGACUCUCAGACACAGAGCCACAGAUCUGGAGUCUCAGCUGGAGGCAUUCUCUGCCCAGUAUCUGCAGAAUCAGUGCUGAGUGAACAGAUCCUCACAAGGAGAUACAUUGAGGUUUUCAAUGGAACUGGUUCUGAAAUGGUCUGUGGUACCAUGAUCAUUCUAUACAAAAACUAUUCCAUUUACAAGAACCAAUUUAAAACCAAAAAAAACAGACAUUCCCACAACUUCCAAGGAACCAAAUGUUCUAGCUGGAUAGCAUCUGGAUGUGUCAUUGCUAUCGCAUGGGGCACAUCUCACACAGGUACAGUGCAUUCAGAAUGUAUUCAGACCCCUUGACUUUUUCCACAUUUUCUUAUGUCAGACUUAUUCCAAAAUGUAUUAAAUUGUUUUCAUUUCAUCAUCAAUCUACACACAAUGACGACAAAGCAAAAACAGGUGUUUAGAAAUGUUUGCACAUUUAUGAAAAACAAUGAAAACUGAAAUAUCACAGUACUCAGACCCUUUACUCAGUACUUUGUUGAAGCAGCUUUGGCAGCGACAUCUGUAUUUUGGGAGUUUCCCCCAUUUUUCUCUGUUGAUCCUCUCAAGUGGGAGUGGGAGUGUAGCUGCACAGCUAUUUUCAGGUUUCUCCAGAGAUGUUUGAUCGGGUUCAAGUCUGGGCUCUGACUGGGCCAUUCAAGGACAUUCAGAGACUUUGAAAUUGUCUUGGCUGUGUGCUUAGGGUUGUUGUCAUGUUGGAAGGUGAACCUUCCCCUUUGUCUGAGGUACUGAGUGUUCUGGGACAGGUUUUCAUCAAGGAUCUCUCUGUACUUUGCUCUGUUCAUAUUUCCCUUGAUCCUGACUAAUCUCCUACUCCCUGCCACUGAAAAACAUCCACACAGCAUUUAGGCCAAAGAGUUAUAUCUUGGUUACAUCAGACCAGAGAAUCUUGUUUCUAAUGGUCUGAGAGGUCUUUAGGUGCCUUUUGGCAAACUCCAAGAGGGCUGUCAUGUGCCUUUUACUGAGUAGUGGAUUCCGUCUGGCCACUCUACCAUAAAGGCCUGAUUGGUGGAGUGUUGCAGAAAUGGUUGUCCUUCUGGAAGAUUCUGCCAUCUUCACAGAGGAAGUCUGGAGGUCUGUCAGAGUGACCAUUGGGUUCUUGGUCCCUUCUCCCCUGAGUGCUCAGUUUGGCCAGUCAGCCAGCUCUAGGAAAGUCUGAUUGGUUCUUUUAAUUUUUAAUACAUUUGCAAAAACGUCUAAAAAAAACCUGUUUUCGCUUAAUCAUUGUGGGGUAUUGUGUGUAGAUUUAUGGGGGUGGGUGGGAAGUAUUGAAUCCAUUUUAGAAUAAGGCUGUAACGUAAAAAAAUGUGAAAAAAGUAAAGGGGUCUGAAUACUUUCCGAAUACACUGUAUACAGGGCCAGGCUGAAUCAGUAAAACAACAGGCAUAGUGCCAUACAGUAUUUUAUUUAGACAGUUGUGAAAUGACAGAGGGGUAUACAGACAGAUGGGAGUAACAGUAUGAAGUUUUAGGUCUCAUUUGACGUUUUAGGGCUAGAUUCAAUCAGCGCUAUAGUUCGCUAUGAGGUCAUUUCCAAUUGAGCCGACAUACGCAGCAUUUACCAUGAAUGCAGUCUCUGCGAAUACGGGAAAAUUGCCUUUAAAUUUGAAUUGCGCUAUAGCACUGAACUUUGGCAUUACGGAUUGAAUCGAGCCCUUAGAGUGAAGAAUGAACCCCGGUCUGCGGUGGGGAGAGGGAGUAUAUGUAUCUAGAGCCUGUGGUGUGACCGCUAGACUACGGGCUCUGCACACACCAUACAGUAUUGCCGUGAAGCCACUUUUGUUUUACAGAUGGGACCUGUUUUGACUUCUUAUGAUCUAAGUCAGUAGUAGUUUUUCACUCACAUUGUACAGUAUUUGUAGUUCAGGCUACUGAGUUUGAAAGGAAGCUCUUCUUCAGCUUUACAAACAUCAGUUAUUUUCCAGCUCAAAAACCAUGUUAGUGUUGACACACUUUAGCAAAAUAAUAGGAUAAAUAUAUGGUAUACGGUUCAUUUUGCUGCUAAGUUCUACAACCAGUUUUGUCACCUUUGUACCAAGUAAACUCAAAUGUAUUGUUCUUUAAUUUUUUGCACAUUACAUUUAGUAUAUUAGAGAGACACUGUUUAUUCAUGACUGUGCUUUUCAUCUUCACUCAAGUGAAGAUAUGAAUAAACAGACUUAGUUACUUCAUAUCGACUAAGUGCAAUAAAUCUGGCCAGAUA